AUGCCGCGUCAAGAGGAUGCCUUCAAGCAAAAAGAUUCUAUCAUUUGCCAGAGGACACUUACCCGCGCGGCGACCCAAGGUCCAUCUACGAUUCCCGUGUUAAUUAAUCACAGUGAUGAAGAAACAAAGGCGAAAGAAGUUAUGCGCGAUGCAUUCCGAAAAGCUAUAGGGCGUGCACAGCGAGGAUGGUUCGACAAGGAGGAAGAUGACAUAAUCGAAACAAACUUUCGGUUCUUCUUUGUUCCAUAUUGGCUCGUACGUGCCGGUCUGUACACAAAGAUUGACCACGGCACCGACGAACUGGUUUUCACCGAAGGCCGCAUUGGUAUCGACAUAUCAUAUUCAACGUUUGGUUUCAAUCAUCAUGCACUGGACAUGCUUCAUUUCGAACCCGUCAAGGCAAAAGUACUUGAUGUCAAAGCGAUUGACACGCCGCCCAUGGAAAACGCCGUCUACAUUCCAUUCACUAAGGCACCCCCAUUUCAUCACCUCGGUUUCUACGAGAAGCUCUGCCAUAGCGAUGACCUCCUUCUCGAAGAACACAUCAGGCUGCGUCCACAACGGCUUACUGCAAAGAUCGCGGCGCGACCAGUUCUUGACACCAUUGCCUUGGCCGAAUUCGAAUACAAUCGUCAUCAUGUCACAGUUGCAUAUUCCCCAAGACUAGGGCGCGAUUCAAUAUUUGCAAAAGGCAAGUGGAUGGACCCCGCAGAAGCCAUUGGACCGUCAACGAUAGCCUAUUCUGUGGGUUGGCGAGGACUAGAUCCCAAAGAGUUGAAGAAAGAUGAUUACAAUAAUCUGAGGGGAAUACUUGAGGACCGAGCUCGAGUAUGGCUAAGUUCCGCUCAACAGAAGGAUGGCUCGACAAAGUUGGACGACCAGUUGUGGGAGAGUGAUUUGGUUGGAGAAGAGGCGUACAAAACAGUGCACGACUGGGCGGAAGCCAAGGUUCAGCUGUGGGACAACCGCCUGGACAUAGAGGAUUGGAAAAAGCUAUGA
Messenger RNA from Serendipita indica DSM 11827, 999 nucleotides. The record is from the annotation of a GenBank genome assembly. Lineage: Eukaryota; Fungi; Basidiomycota; Agaricomycetes; Sebacinales; Serendipitaceae.